AGGCGAAUCUACGAAUGGAAACCGAGUUGCCUCAGCAUGGACUAGUUAGCCAGACAAGCGUUUACUUUGCGUUCAGCUCCUUUCAGAGUUUAUUAGAUAGUUUGUCCGCUGUUGUUCCCGUGAGAAGAGGAAGGGGGUGUCCGUUCUAAACUUUAGUGGAGUGAUUUUGUCUUGCGUUAAACACAGCGCUGUCUGUCGGUCGGUGUGUAUUUUUAACAAAAUGAGGCGAAUCUCUUUGAACGUUUGUCUAAAUAAAGAACAAAGUUUAAUCUGGGAGUUUUAGCGGUAUCUUCUUUUUUAAAAAAGCUAAAUGAGCUAAUCUGCGCUAGCUGGAAGCUCUUAGCAUCGGUUAUCGUGUUCAAACUCAACCGACUAACGUUAACUCCACUAAAGCGACUUCAUUUAUUGUCGGCUCUUUCUGAAUAAUCUCGAACUAAACUCUUACUAAAGCCUUUUCUCCGUUGACGGCGAGAACACAGUGGAGAGGCCGGUUGCAGUGGGUGUUUUUUUUCUUCCCCUCGUAGCGAGUCUUAACAUGAGCAGAGUGCUGGUUUAGUGUUAAUAAGCGGUCUGCAGAUUGACUGGACACUUGUGGGACACUCUCUGGAAGUGAUGGCCCGGAGGAGGCUGGACAGUCGCAGUGGAUCCUCGGCUCUGCUGUCAGAGAUCCACACUCACAUCCACACGGAUCCUCUGGACGCCGUUUUUGACAUGAGCAACGUUCUGGGCAGGGGGAAGUUUGCAGUGGUGAAGAGGUGUGCGGAAAAGGCCACAGGGAAAGUCUUCGCUGCAAAGUUCAUCAAGAAGCGGCGACGAGGUCGCGACUGCAGGCUGGAGGUCAUUCAUGAGAUCGCUGUUUUAGAGGCGGCAAAGAACAACCCUCGUGUGGUGAACCUGCACUCUGUAUAUGAGACCGAUCAUGACCUCGUUCUAAUGCUGGAAUAUGCGGCGGGUGGUGAGAUAUUUGACCACUGUAUGUCAGAGGAGCUGCUGCCCGAAGAUCAGAUCACCCGUCUGAUCCGACAGAUGCUUGAGGGAGUUCACCUGCUGCACCAGAGCAGCGUGGUCCACCUGGACUUGAAGCCCCAGAAUAUUCUCCUGACGAGCCUGAGCCCAUUGGGGGAUAUAAAGAUAGUGGAUUUUGGCUUGGCCCGCAGGUUGGGCUCUUCUGGGGAGCUCAGAGAGAUUCUGGGAACCCCUGAGUAUGUAGCCCCUGAGAUCUUGAACUAUGAACCAAUCACCACAGCAACAGACCUCUGGAGUGUGGGCGUGAUCGCCUAUAUGCUGGUGACAGGAGAGUCUCCCUUCGCUGGCGAGGAUAAACAGGAGACCUUCCUGAAUGUAUCCCAGGUGAACGUGGACUACAGCAGAGAGGCUUUCUCAAGAGUGUCUGAACUGGCUGUCGACUUCAUCCAGAAACUGCUGGUCAAAGCACCAGAGGAUCGUCCCAGUGCAGCUGAUUGCAUGACCCAUCCCUGGCUGUGGUUCCAUUGUCCAGGCUCUGAUUCGAUCCCAGUGACCCCACGCACUCCCCGGGAAAGGAGUUUCGGUGGGAAGUGGUCCGCACCACCUGAGGAUCCUGAAGACAAAGAGAACAUUCUAGACUCACCGCACACCAAGAGGUUUCGUUUUGAGGAGGACAUGUCAGCCACGGGCGACGGUGACCUCUUGUGUUGAUCCGAAAGGGAAACGCACUUGCACUGAAUAGCAUUUUUGGUCCUUUUUGUUGGCCCCUACACAGCACCAGCAAACACGCUUCUGUUCUAAUGCUGUUUUCAGCAUCCUUUGGCCAACCAAAAGGGCCCAAUCAAGUGUAAUGUUAAAUAGUGAGAAUCUAAAUAUCUAUGUUGCUGUCCUGUCUCAAGAUGCCUUUUCCUGUCAUCUUUGGAUUUUAAAUUAUUCAUUUGAAUAUUUUAAUUGCCAUUCAGUUCUGUUACCCCUGCACUUAAGGGAUUUUCAACAAUAAGGGAUUUGAAAAAGACGGUUCAGUGAUCCUGCUUUAAUGAAGGAUGAGAGUGUUUGAGCACACUAAGGAGUCUCUUAGCUCUUUGUGUCUCAACAUCAGAAAGAGUUUGUAUGAUUAGACUCUGUUAAAUGCGAUGGUCUCUGUUAAAAAGGUUCAGUGCAGGAAUGUUCUCGGUGUAUGUGUGCGUGUUUUGUCUUGCAUCCUCUUCUUUCUGGUGGCAUUGACACAUUAGUGGGCUCGUAAAAAGGUGACUCAACUCAAACACGCGCAACACACCCUGGAUUACACAAAUAUGUGUUUGUAUUGGUCACAGAACUUCCUCCCUGAUAAUGACUAAAGAAAUGCAGGAAAGCACUUAAACCCUCUAUUAUCUGUGUUUGUGUCACUAAAAUAAGAGAAAAUAUUUUUAACAGCUUUAAAUUGAGUAAAUCAACUGUAUCUGUUUUAAAAUGAUUUUUGUUUUAAAUAUUUCCUUUUUUAUUGCCAAUUUAUUGUAUAAUAAACUAUUAUUAAGCAACAUUCUAGCAUUCCCCCAUUGCAGGCGCCUAAUAUCUCAAUGCCUGUGAUGGUUUAUGAUAUACAUAAUCUUGAAAUGACAGUUUUUAUCUAUGCACAGAUCUGAGGUAACUCAGGGUUUUUGUUACCUUUUUUUUUUUGUACAGGUGUUUCUAAGCAAAUGCUAUUAACUGCUGGAGGGUUCAGUCUUCGUUCAUUCCGAGCCUUGUUCUCAGGGUUAGCUGUAACUGCACAGUUUACCAGUGUGUAUUUCUCGAGUGCCUUUGUUUGCAUUUUUUUUUUUCUAUGCUUGAGCCGAACAACCUGACUUGAUCUUCUGUAAUACCGGUGCAGCACAUUUAUGUGGAUGUAUUCUUGUUAAUGUUUAUCCUGUUUUAAUUGACAUACUGGCACACCCUUUAAACUGAUGGCCUGUUGUAUUUAAAGUAAAUUAUUUCUAUGUGCUUUUGGUCAUGGAGAUGUAUAUGUAUCCAGUGGGAUUUAGAAAGGAAAACGGUGUUAAAGUUAUAUUUAUGGUCUUGGAUUAGGUAGGGCAUGAAAAGAUGGGUUAUCAAAGUUGGCUGUUAUUGUCGAAAUUAUAUACUUAUUUUCAGAUAGUGAAGUAUGUUUGGUUGUGAUGAAAGUACAGGGUGUGAAUUCUGGAAAGAAGGCAAAUGGAUGUUAGGAUAUUGUGGUGGAAAGUCGUCUGCACAUCAGAAAGUGUGUAGUAAUGCAACAAAUACAACUUAAGGUUUAUUGGUGUAAUAUUUUGUUGAGUGGCUGUUAGAACUGGAAAUGUUAGUAUUGCAGAAUUCAGUCUUAAGGUCGAGCCCUACGGUUAUUGUUCUCUGUUUAAAGAGGUGUGAAGAGCUCAUGUGUAUUUGCAUGCUCAGGGCCUUACGGUUUCCCAGAGAUGUCACCAGUCUGCAAUCAUAAUAGGGCUAUUGUCUCCUAAGACGAGAGGCUCUUGUCACGGUCGUGUGCUUGCUGUAUGCCGUCAUCUUAAAGAAAAACUUGAAUCUAUUCCUUGCCUGGGAAACAGCCUCAAUAAUGUUUAAGGGCCAUGAGGUAUUUGAAGCUGGAAUUCAAUAGAGAAUAGACGGGGCUUUGGAGAGCAUUUCUGAGCAGUCACUGUGGUAUUUGCAGAAAUGCUUGUGAUAAACUUUGUAAGGACACUUAAGGGAUAAACUUUCUCGAUUCUUUUUCUAUCUUAAGCAGGAUUAGUGGAAACUGGUAAUUGAAGAUAUUUCAUUUCAUGAUGAAAACUGUGUAUUUUGAGUUAUAUGUACCAGAAUAAAAGAUGCUCAAAUGAUUUACACAAAUUCUAAUAAAGCCAUUGACAGUCAAGAGAUGUACCCUUAAUAUAGAUUUUGUAUCUUUUUGAUUUAUGACUCGUAACAUUUUACAUUUUAUUUUGAAAAUAAGACAACAUCCCUCGUACAACACCAUUGGUUUAUUUAAAAUUUCCUAGCUCUGACAUGUCAGACUUCUGAAAUGUCAUCUAUUUUUUCCCUCAAAAUUUCCAUGCUAAUAAGUAAUGAUGAUAAUAAAAAUGUUGUUAAGCAAA
This is a messenger RNA of Cyprinus carpio (common carp), 4028 nucleotides long. RefSeq names its product serine/threonine-protein kinase 17B-like. Gene Ontology annotation, biological process: positive regulation of apoptotic process; intracellular signal transduction; protein phosphorylation. Lineage: Eukaryota; Metazoa; Chordata; Actinopteri; Cypriniformes; Cyprinidae. Gene Ontology annotation, molecular function: protein serine/threonine kinase activity; ATP binding. The record is from RefSeq and is a predicted model, not a curated record. Gene Ontology annotation, cellular component: nucleus.